CUAGGGCUACUGGAGGCUAAAGAUGGAAGUCAAAAGAUAUCUUAUUCUGCUGCUCGUUGCAUCAUUGUUAUUUGUAGCAAGAGCUGAUGAUGACGACGAAGAGGAAGAUGAGGGCGAAGAGGAAGGAGAUGGUGUUAUGGUGCUGACAAACGACAACUUUGAUGAUACUAUAGCAGCCAAUGAGAAUGUUUUGGUGGAAUUUUAUGCUCCCUGGUGUGGCCAUUGUAAACAAUUAGCACCAGAAUAUGCUGCGGCUGCCAAACAGUUGAUAAAAAAUGAGCCACCAGUCCUUCUGGCCAAGGUUGACGCCACACAGGAAUCUGAGCUCGGAGAAAGAUUUGAGAUUUCUGGAUACCCAACUCUCAAGUUCUUUAAAGGAGGAGUUGUCAGUGAUUAUGAGGGACCACGUGAGACUCAGGGUAUCGUGAAUUACAUGGAAGAGAGAGCAUCGCCAGACUGGAAGCCACCAGCAGAUGUUGUAGUGACGGUAACCACGGAUACAUUCCAGGACUUUAUUGACAGUGCUGACCUUGUAUUACUGGAAUUCUAUGCUCCAUGGUGUGGACAUUGCAAAAAGUUGGCCCCAGAAUAUGAGAAAGCAGCCAAGCGGCUGGCAGCCAUAGAUGAACCAAUACCUCUAGGAAAGGUAGAUGCUACAGUAGAAACAGAGCUGGCGACAAGGUUCGGUGUAACAGGCUAUCCAACAAUGAAGAUGUUCAGAAAAGGCCGUGACUCUGAUUACAACGGGGAAAGGGAUGUGUCAGGUAUCAUUAAUUACAUGAUUAAGCAGCAAGGUGAGGCUUCGAAACUGAAACACACAACAAAGGAAGUGAGACACUACAUGCUUAAAGACCAGAUCACUAUCAUGGGCUUCUUCGAUAACAUCAAUGACCCACUUCUUCGUGUCUACAUGGAUGCAGCUAAUGACCUGCGAGAGGAUUUCACCUUUGGACAUUCUGUUUCCAAGGAUGUUCGUGAGGAGUACAAGGUUAACCCUAAAUCUGUGGUGGUCUUCAUCCCAGCGAGAUUUUACACCAAGUACGAACCGAAAUGGCACAUUUUCAAAAUGGAAGAUGACGCAACUCCAGAGGAUGUACAAAAAUUUAUUCAGGAUCACAAACAUCCACUGGUUGGACAAUAUACCAGUGAACAGGAGAAACACUACAAAAAUAGACGCCCUUUGUGUCUGGUGUUCUAUGCUGUGGACUGGAGCUUUGAUCACAGAGACGCUACCGAACUGUGGCGGAAACGUGUGGCAAGUGUGGCUGCAGCCAACAAAGACAUCCUCUUUGCUAUAGCAGAUGAAGAUGAUAACAAGCGACUCAUAUCUGAAUUCCGCCUUGAAGAGUCUGGAGAGGAACUGAACAUCGGUUGCUAUGACAGCAAGAAUCGUCGAUACAAGCUCGACGACAUGGAGGAGUGGGAUGAUGAUGACGUGGAAGAUUUUCUCAAAAAGUUUCGCAAAGGGAAAUUGCCUCAGAUUAUAAAAUCACAGAAAGUGCCCAAGAAACAGACAGGCCCAGUCGUGACCGUGGUAGGGAACUCCUUUAAAGACAUUGUUAUGGACCCUACAAAGGAUGUCCUUAUCGAGCUAUAUGCCCCUUGGUGUGGCCACUGUAAAUCACUUGAACCAAAAUAUGCAGAGCUUGCCAAACGUUUCAAAAAGGAGAAAAACCUUGUAAUUGCUAAGAUGGAUGCCACAGCAAAUGAAGCACCAGAAGCUUACCGUGUUGGGGGGUUCCCCACCAUCUACUGGGCUCCUGCUAACAAUAAGGAAAAUCCUGUACAGUAUGACCGUCAACGUGAGGUUGAUGACUUUGAAAAGUUCAUCAAAGAAAAAGCAACAGUUUCAUUUGGAAAAGAAUUGAAGGAGGAGCUUUAAUAUGUUUAUAAACAAAGUUUUAAUUCAGGGGAAUGUGAAAAAACAGCAACAUUUUUACCAAAUCUCUUCCAGAUGGUAAUUUUGAUUUACUGAAAAAAUAGAUUUAUUAUGAGGACAUGUGAAGAAAAUGGACUCCAUACAUUUCUCCAUCAACCUCACUUUCAAUGUGUCUUACUUAUUAAUACUGAACAAUACAACGAAAAUGAGAUCCAACAUCAGAGUGUCCUGGAUUUAAUGAAGGUCGGCAUUCUUCUGAAGAUGGAUUCCUGAUGAAAUACAGAGUCUGAAUAAUUAUCAAAGUAAGCAGAACAGACAUCUGUCAGACGAUCUCAACUGGAUUUAUUGGCAGUUGACGUGUUUCAAUAUACUAUCAUAACAACGCAGUGAUAUUUGAAGAAGCUUGAAACAAGUCACUUUAAGAAAUAUUAUUAAAGUCGUAAUAUAACAUGUUUCUAUAGGAUAUAGACUAUAUUGCUUUAGGUGUGGGGAGACUUUUAAUUCGAAACGUUGCAUUUGUUCUGACUUUCUUUUGAAUACUUAAAACUUUAUUGGAAAGGAUAUUUAGGGUAAGAUAUAUACAAGAAAUUUUGUGUUUGGUUUUGAUCUACUAUAGUGAUAGUCCACGGUUAUUAAAUCCCAUGAUAAUUUGAAUUGUUGUGUGUAUGGAGAAAGACGUUUAUUUCUCCUUUGAAUUUGAAAGUGAUUGUUUGUAUAUUCUGCUGUUUUCUUGGUACGUAACUUGAAUGCUGAGAGAAAGGUACUCAUUUCUCACACUGUGUCUGUCUGUGUGUGUGUGUGUUACUUAGAUUUUGACAGUUCGGUGUGUACGUAAUAUGAAUGUUAAAACAUGUCCGUUUCUGGGGUGUUAGUGUGUGUGCAUUUCUAAGUGCCCUUUAAUAUUUGUGUUUUAUAAUUUGCAAUUGGUGGUCAAAAGUUGACUUGGAUUUUGAUGAGGGUCAGGAAUUGUCGCGAUGAUUGGCCUGUUAUGACUGCUGGUUGUUAGUGAUACAGGAAGACAUUGAGGAUGUGAACAGCAUUAGGUGAUAUUUAUAAAGGAAAACAUUGGAAAUGUUUCCUUCUGUUUUUUUUUCCAUUAUGGUUUCUUUAUCCUUGAUAGUAUUUUUGUUUCAUUCCAAGGAAACAAUGAAAGAAGCAUAAAAAAAAAGAUUUAUGUGAAAUUUCUUUCCUGGAAAAUGAGUUUGAAGCCAAUGAGUUGUUACCAUUUCUGGUAAUUAUUAAUUACUUUUUGAUAUGCUUUAUGGUCUUAAUCAUCACCAAAUAUCAAGUGGUUAAAAAUUUGUGUCAUGACAUUUUGUUUGUGAAGAAACCUCAACUCAACUGCUUCAUUAACCUUAUGUAAAUAUUAUGUAAGAUGGGGUGUUGGUUGCUCACCUCUCUAUUGUUGUCUGCAGCUGUGCUGUUUUCUUAUUUACAUCAGAAAGUACUGAUUCACAGUUUUCAAUUUUUCAGAAUAAUUUUGCUGGCAGGUUAGUUACGUCAAGUAGCAAAUAAGUGCUUUAAAUUCCUUAAUUUAAGAAAAGUAUUUUUGAUAAUAUAACACCAAACUGUGAUUAAAUAUGUAGAGAAUCGUUAGAUUCUGGUAGCGGUAUAUUGGUAUAGUGCUAUACACAAGUCUAACUUGAUGAAUAUAUAGAAAAUUUGUAAUUUAUCAAUUUUGAUAAAAUUGGCCAUUAUUGAAAGUUCUAAAAGUCAAAAUGAAUAGAGAAAGUAAAGGGUGAUCAUAUAUUGUAGUGGACAAUAAUCUAGAUUGAAGUUUUGAUCACUUUGUAACUUCAGUUUGAGGUGCUAUGCAAGCGAGAAAUAAAGCAGUUUCUAAGAA
Ylistrum balloti is the source of this 3722-nucleotide messenger RNA. RefSeq names its product protein disulfide-isomerase A4-like. Gene Ontology annotation, biological process: protein folding; response to endoplasmic reticulum stress. Gene Ontology annotation, molecular function: protein disulfide isomerase activity. Lineage: Eukaryota; Metazoa; Mollusca; Bivalvia; Pectinida; Pectinidae. The transcript is spliced from 11 exons. The record is from RefSeq and is a predicted model, not a curated record. Bases 23 to 1882 code for a protein of 619 amino acids. Gene Ontology annotation, cellular component: cell surface; endoplasmic reticulum.